AUGGGCGACUCCAUACGCGCUAGCCCAACGCGGAUCACGGCAGUACUGCGGAUGAUACCGGCACUUGUUUGUUUCAUGUAUACUCUAGAAUCAUAUUACUGUCUUGUUAUUCGCCGGAAGAGGCUGGGAUUGAGGACUCGGAGACGCUGCCUUGAUGGUCAUCGACUGCCCGAGCUUUUAGAUCACAAGACUGUUUUAGUGCUAAGGGAGCCCGGGAGCGGUCUAUCACUAGUAAUACUGCCGGUGGUAGGCGCGACUUGUCAGGCGUCGAGAUUCCUGGUUCCUAGCAAGUUCCUGGAGUAUGCACGUCAAUUCAAUGGCCCACACGAUAUCCGAAGCAACUAA
Guyanagaster necrorhizus is the source of this 345-nucleotide messenger RNA. RefSeq lists its product as uncharacterized. Lineage: Eukaryota; Fungi; Basidiomycota; Agaricomycetes; Agaricales; Physalacriaceae. The record is from RefSeq and is a predicted model, not a curated record. The coding region runs from base 1 to 345 and encodes 114 amino acids. The transcript has a single exon.